CGCAUUAUCAUGGGACGAAAAGGAAAAUACAUUUAGUCCAUGAUUGCAAUAAAGGACCUAUUAACUUAAACAUUUAACAUUCAUUUCAGUUCAAACGAUGUUGAGAGCCUGACCAUACUGUACUCCCGAAAAUUAUUAGCUGGGAUCUGUUUCCUCACCGGACUGAAUUUACUGAAGGGAGCGUUUUUUUUUCUUCGUUGUCUUGGUUAUUUGUUGCCUUGGACGCGAUUACCGAAAAUCAAGACAGAAUGACACGUUAGCUUGCUAGCUAAGUAGAUUUAGAAUGGACGUUAAAGAGCGAAGUACAUGACAAAUUAUAUGCUGGGUGGUGGAGAGAACAUCGUUGAAAUGGUGGACUUAGAGGAGGAUACUUUUUCUGUUUCAAACUCAUCAGAUGUUGAUGCUGCCUUUGAUGCUGUCAUUGGGAGUAUUGAAGACCUCAUCAUGGAGGAUGACUUCCAGCACCUGCACCAGCGCUUCAUGGAGAAACACUACCUGGAGUUUGAUGACUCAGAGGAGAACAAACUCACCUACACACCCAUCUUCAACAAAUAUGUAAUUGCAGUGUUAAUGUUAAUCUGCCUCCCUUAUUUUAACUAACUGUCAUGUACGGUAGAGCGUCUUUAAAAAACGUAUCUAUGUGAAAGUAUAUCUCGAUCAUACAUAUUCUGUUUACUUCAACCUCCUCAGAUUUAGAUGCUUGAGAAACGCCUUGAGCAACAGCUGAUUGAGAGGAUUCUCUGUUUCAACAUGCGCACAUUUAACAAUUUACUAAAGUAAAUUUUCCCUCAGGAGUAACUUUACAUGCUGCCACUAGGUGGUACAUUGCCCCUUGUAAACCAAGUACACCUCACUGCAGAGCGCAACAUGUAUUGGUUCUCGUUUCACAAAUAUAUAUUUUUUGUUUAAGGUAGCACAAAGAUGAAGUGUCAGGGGACAUCUUCAACACGUUGCUUACUUUUACAGACUUCAUGGCCUUCAAGGAACUGUUAAUUGACUACAGAGUAGUGAGUAACAACCCAGAAUGUUUCUAACCUAGGAUCUGCACUAAUGAUUUGUUAGAGAGGAUUGUGUCUCCUGUAUGUGGUGUAUGUUGUUGUGUCUCAGAAACAUAGAGAUAGGUGGAGGACUCUAGUGUCCAAAAGACAGUUUAGUAUGGGCAGCGCCGUUGAGGACUUUCACCAUUUUGAAGUAGUCAACUGGGUGGGACUUCCUAUGGGUUAAGGAAGGAUCACAUGAUUCCAUCCACUUGUGAGGAAACAUUCCAUAAGUGCAGGUGGCAGUAAAUCGCCAACCUUGGCUUUAUACCUGUUCAAACAAAACACUCUAGGUGCCAGUGUGCACCCUUACAGUUUGUUUGCCAACUCAUAGAAGUAUUAGAAAAAUAAAAUGGACUACCUCAAAAUGGA
Molecule: messenger RNA, 1409 nt
Organism: Coregonus clupeaformis (lake whitefish)
Lineage: Eukaryota; Metazoa; Chordata; Actinopteri; Salmoniformes; Salmonidae
Product: ADP-ribosylation factor-like protein 2-binding protein
Exons: 4
Coding region: 307-600 (97 amino acids)
Biological process (GO): maintenance of protein location in nucleus; positive regulation of tyrosine phosphorylation of STAT protein
Cellular component (GO): mitochondrial intermembrane space
Source: RefSeq, a predicted model, not a curated record